Molecule: messenger RNA, 1038 nt
Organism: Ostertagia ostertagi
Lineage: Eukaryota; Metazoa; Nematoda; Chromadorea; Rhabditida; Trichostrongylidae
Source: the annotation of a GenBank genome assembly
AUGCACACCUUCCUCGUUUCGCUACUUUUACUGCCUUCAGUACUGUCAAAGUUACAGGUUGAAAGGAAAGAUUUCUUCGUGAAAAAAGGAAAUUCGGAGGUGUUCGAUGAAACAGUGAAGACGAAUCCCCGAUCUUUCGACUAUGAUUUCACUGACGAUCUGAGACACGAGGCUAACAAGAACGACGCUUACGAUGAACAUGUUGGAUCGUUGCCCGAUUUCACUAUCUAUAAACGAGGUGAAAGCCAAGGGGUCACGGAGGUACCCGUUGUCACGAGGGGUGUUCACACAUGGUCGACUCACGCGCCGAACCUGGACUCAUUUCCGUACUUGACGAAGAGUUCACCGUUUGGACGAACUACGCCAAUGCCAUCUGUACAGAACAGACAACCAAUUAUGCCAGUAAUGUUGCAUUCUGAAGAGGUGAAGAGGGUGAGAGAGCUUCUCAUUGGAGCACCAGCAACAGCAGACCUUACAAUAGAAUCCAAUAAAACAGAAGACAGCGCUCCUCACGAGCUCAGUAGACGACCAGAAACUAAGGACGAAAAAGAGCUGAACAAGGACUUUCCCACACUGGCACCAGCAUUGGAGAAGCUUGAAGUAGCGAAGGAGUCGAAGAAGUCCCUUACCCUGACAUCAGCUAAAGCGGAGACUACGACCAAGACUACCGUUACGACGAAAGCUCCAAAACAAGUUAAGCGACCAUCACAUACAGAACUUGAAGAAGUGAAGAAGGUAGAAGUGCUGCUGACUAAGGCACCGCUGGCACAACGCCCUACUAAAACUACUGCCAAAGCUACCACAGCUACUACUGGAACUCCUACCACGGUGUCCAUCAUCUCCAGCUCCACGCAGAGGUCCACAACACCAAAGAGGACUUCAACUACAACCUCCAAGACGUUAAAGACGACGGCGAGAAGUAGAGCGAGAACCACACCUGUUGCCACAACAACGAAAUUGUCUACACCACUAUCGUCUACUACGACAUCUUGGACAGUUACGACAGAGCCAACAGUGCGACAGCGGCCAAUAUGGUGA